Molecule: messenger RNA, 5766 nt
Organism: Siniperca chuatsi (mandarin fish)
Lineage: Eukaryota; Metazoa; Chordata; Actinopteri; Centrarchiformes; Sinipercidae
Gene: nup133
Product: nucleoporin 133
Exons: 38
Coding region: 160-5643 (1827 amino acids)
Biological process (GO): transcription-dependent tethering of RNA polymerase II gene DNA at nuclear periphery; protein import into nucleus; poly(A)+ mRNA export from nucleus
Cellular component (GO): nuclear pore outer ring
Molecular function (GO): protein binding; structural constituent of nuclear pore
Source: RefSeq, a predicted model, not a curated record
GGCGUUUCGUUGACCCAGUGAUGACGUAUAUGUCAAGCGACUGCACCGCGCGCUGUUUGGAGAAGAUUUUACAGUGAGGGUUGGCGGUGUUGGUAGAUUUUCACGGUUAAAUUUGACAUAUAUCGCGACUGUUGGGCAGCACCGGGUAUCACAGCAGGCAUGUUUAGCCCCCGCACCGCCCCGAGCUCCGGCCGCAGGCAGCAGGGCAGGACAACCGGCCGGAAGAGCGUCUCCGGUGCGGCCACCGGUCUGCUGUUCUCCCCGCGCAGGACGCCUCUGUCGGCGAGGUCGACACCCACCAGAGUGCAGAGCCAUGCAGCUGCAGAAUCAAUCAACUAUGAUGUGCAAACCUUCGGCUCGUCGCUGCCUGUCAAAGUGAUGGAGGCACUGACGAUGGCUGAUGCUGAUGACCAGAUCUCGGUGAAGGUGAAUGAGAGCGGCUGGGCCUGGAUGGUUUGUGGAGAGAGACUCAUCAUCUGGAAGAUCUGCCAGACUGCUGUGGCCAAGAUGUCAGUGUGUAAGGAGCUGCAGCUGCCCAGCAGUGACUACAACUACACAGCCGACCUCGUGGCCAUGGCCUCCGCUGCUCCUCUGGAGACGGCCGCCGUUCAGUCCAUCUCCGUCCUGGCCGUGGCUGCGGAGGGGACGGCUCGCUUGUGGCCCAGCCUGGCCCAGGAGGGCAACUACACAGAGACAGACGUGGACCUUGGAGAUCUCUGCAACUCUGUUGUUGCUGUGAGAGGUGGAAGCUUCGUCUUGUCCUCGGAGAAGAGUCGGCUGUUGAGAGCGAGUGCAGAUUCCUCGGGAAAGCUGCAGUACCGAGCCCUGCAGCAGGGUCAGGGUGUGCUCUCCGGCAUCGGACGCCGUGUCUCCAGCUUGUUCGGCAUCCUCUCCCCACCAGCCAACGACACACUCCACAGUGUGCUGUGGGUGGGCGGAGCCAGCUGCCUGUACACGCUGACCAGCUCCAGUCUGUGUAAAUGGGAGGUGGACGACAGUUGGGAGCACCAGAUCCUCAGCUGGGACGUCCAGAGAGCUCUGACCGAGAGCAUUGCAGACGCCAUCUGGGGCUCAGAGAGCAACUACGAGGAGAUGAAGGAGGGAGCGAACGUGACAUACCUGGAUAUGAAGCUCAGCCAAGCCGGCCUGGUGGUUUUGGCUGCAGCCUGGCACCCGUCAGACACUCCCUGCCUGGCUUACUUCUGCCUGGUCACCCUGCAGGACAACGGAGCCGCCAUCUCCGACCAGUUCACCGUGGAAGUCACCAAGUACAACCCUCCAUUCCAGAGUGAGGAGGCCCUACAGGCUACACGGCUGGUGCUGCCACGCUCCCCCGGCUCCACCGCCUUCCUGUAUAACGAGGAGCUGGUGUUUGCUUGCUGGACGGGAACCAGCAGGGGAGGACUACCUGAUGAGAAAAUCAGCUUUAACUUACCUGGUAAGAAAAGAAAACCUUGUGUCUCAUCCUUGGCUCCAGAUGAACGAGCAUUUUCAAACAAUCAGAUUAGUAUAAUAACACAGUUAGGUGAGAUUUCAAAGAGAGUGAUGGAUUUACAUUAUAUGAGACUUAAAUUUACAUGUCGUGAAGAAAAAGCGCGAGGGCUGUCCGUGCGCUGGCAGGACGUGAGCAACAAGGCGCACCGCGAGCUGGAAGCUCAGCGGCAGCACCUGGCUCUGAGGCCCAUCGUCCACAGCCUCAACCCGGGGUCUGUCCGGGCUUCAGAGCUCUCCACCUGUCCUCUGUGGGAGUGUGGAAAAGCGCGAGGGCUGUCCGUGCGCUGGCAGGACGUGAGCAACAAGGCGCACCGCGAGCUGGAAGCUCAGCGGCAGCACCUGGCUCUGAGGCCCAUCGUCCACAGCCUCAACCCGGGGUCUGUCCGGGCUUCAGAGCUCUCCACCUGUCCUCUGUGGGAGUGUGGAAAAGCGCGAGGGCUGUCCGUGCGCUGGCAGGACGUGAGCAACAAGGCGCACCGCGAGCUGGAAGCUCAGCGGCAGCACCUGGCUCUGAGGCCCAUCGUCCACAGCCUCAACCCGGGGUCUGUCCGGGCUUCAGAGCUCUCCACCUGUCCUCUAAGCGCGAGGGCUGUCCGUGCGCGCUGGCAGGACGUGAGCAACAAGGCGCACCGCGAGCUGGAAGCUCAGCGGCAGCACCUGGCUCUGAGGCCCAUCGUCCACAGCCUCAACCCGGGGUCUGUCCGGGCUUCAGAGCUCUCCACCUGUCCUCUGUGGGAGUGUGGAAAAGCGCGAGGGCUGUCCGUGCGCUGGCAGGACGUGAGCAACAAGGCGCACCGCGAGCUGGAAGCUCAGCGGCAGCACCUGGCUCUGAGGCCCAUCGUCCACAGCCUCAACCCGGGGUCUGUCCGGGCUUCAGAGCUCUCCACCUGUCCUCUGUGGGAGUGUGGAAAAGCGCGAGGGCUGUCCGUGCGCUGGCAGGACGUGAGCAACAAGGCGCACCGCGAGCUGGAAGCUCAGCGGCAGCACCUGGCUCUGAGGCCCAUCGUCCACAGCCUCAACCCGGGGUCUGUCCGGGCUUCAGAGCUCUCCACCUGUCCUCUGUGGGAGUGUGGAAAAGCGCGAGGGCUGUCCGUGCGCUGGCAGGACGUGAGCAACAAGGCGCACCGCGAGCUGGAAGCUCAGCGGCAGCACCUGGCUCUGAGGCCCAUCGUCCACAGCCUCAACCCGGGGUCUGUCCGGGCUUCAGAGCUCUCCACCUGUCCUCUGUGGGAGUGUGGAAAAGCGCGAGGGCUGUCCGUGCGCUGGCAGGACGUGAGCAACAAGGCGCACCGCGAGCUGGAAGCUCAGCGGCAGCACCUGGCUCUGAGGCCCAUCGUCCACAGCCUCAACCCGGGGUCUGUCCGGGCUUCAGAGCUCUCCACCUGUCCUCUGUGGGAGUGUGGAAAAGCGCGAGGGCUGUCCGUGCGCUGGCAGGACGUGAGCAACAAGGCGCACCGCGAGCUGGAAGCUCAGCGGCAGCACCUGGCUCUGAGGCCCAUCGUCCACAGCCUCAACCCGGGUCUGUCCGGGCUUCAGAGCUCUCCACCUGUCCUCUGUGGGAAAGCGCGAGGGCUGUCCGUGCGCUGGCAGGACGUGAGCAACAAGGCGCACCGCGAGCUGGAAGCUCAGCGGCAGCACCUGGCUCUGAGGCCCAUCGUCCACAGCCUCAACCCGGGGUCUGUCCGGGCUUCAGAGCUCUCCACCUGUCCUCUGUGGGAGUGUGGAAAAGCGCGAGGGCUGUCCGUGCGCUGGCAGGACGUGAGCAACAAGGCGCACCGCGAGCUGGAAGCUCAGCGGCAGCACCUGGCUCUGAGGCCCAUCGUCCACAGCCUCAACCCGGGUCUGUCCGGGCUUCAGAGCUCUCCACCUGUCCUCUGUGGGAAAGCGCGAGGGCUGUCCGUGCGCUGGCAGGACGUGAGCAACAAGGCGCACCGCGAGCUGGAAGCUCAGCGGCAGCACCUGGCUCUGAGGCCCAUCGUCCACAGCCUCAACCCGGGGUCUGUCCGGGCUUCAGAGCUCUCCACCUGUCCUCUGUGGGAGUGUGGAAAAGCGCGAGGGCUGUCCGUGCGCUGGCAGGACGUGAGCAACAAGGCGCACCGCGAGCUGGAAGCUCAGCGGCAGCACCUGGCUCUGAGGCCCAUCGUCCACAGCCUCAACCCGGGGUCUGUUUCAGCCAUGGAGACUCCAACCAGAGCAGAGCCCGUAGCUCACGAGGACAAAACCAAACUCCUGAAGGCGGCUUUCCUGCAGUUCUGUCGUAAUGAUCUGGUGGGUGCUCAGACGGUCACGGACGAGCUCUUCCCUGCUGACGGUGACGGGGAGGAGGGAGCCGAGCUGGACAGCGUGGUGACUCGAAUCAACCUGGACCUGGUGGACGAUUACCCGGCCUCCGACCCCCGCUGGGCCGAGUCUGUCCCCGACGAGAGCGCUGGCUUUCCUCUCACCUCCCUCAUCAUCCUCCACCAGCUGGAGGACAAGAUGAAGGCCCACGGCUGCUUCAUGGACUUCCUGCUCCAGGUGGGUCUGCUGGACCGGCUUGGCCAGGUGACGGUCCGCUCGUCUGCCAUGGCAACGCGCCUGCUGCUGUGUGAACACGCCGAGAAGCUUCAGGCAGCCAUGGUGCUGAAGAACCACCACACCAAACACGCCGAGCUGGUCAACCGGGCCAUCAGCAUCGCGCUGCAGAGGAACAACGCCGCCGUGCCGCCCAGCCUCACCGCUGCUGAUGUCUUCUUCAGAGAGGUGUCUCAGAUCUCCUCGGUGUUUGAUUGUCUGCUGGAGGAGGAGGAGCGGAGUCUGAAGGAGAACCCGGUCGACUCCGUGCAGUGGGCCGAGGUGGUUCUCACUGUCAACAGCAUCAUCAAGGACAUUCUUCAGGCUGCUGGUCAGUACAGGGAGACCAAGGCCUUCAUGUACAGAGCUUCUGAAAACGCUGCUGCAGAGCCUGAGUAUAUCCCAUGGACAGCGUCCGGCGGUGUCACCGGCGUUCGCACCGUCAUCUCCCGCCAGCACGAGAUCAUCCUGCGCUCUGUGUACCCGCACGCCGACUCAGAGCUGCGCGGCGCCCUUUGCGAGCAGCUGGUGGCGUUGUUGGACAUCUACCUGGGCGGCUAUGUGGCCCAGCUGACGUCCCUGCAGCAGCAGAGGCCCUCAGGGGCCCAACAGGAGCGCUACAACAGCCUGGAAAUGGAGUACAGCCAGCGCCGCUCCGAGCUGCUGGCCCCGCUGUUGGAUCUGGGUCAGUACCAGUGGGUGGCAGCGCUGGCUGAGAAGUACUGUGACUUCGACAUCCUGGUUCAGAUGUGUGAGCAGACCGACAACCAGAACCGCCUGCAGCACUACAUGACCAAGUUUACAGACCAGAACUUUGCCGACUUCCUGUUCCGCUGGUACAUGGAGAAGGGGAAGAGGGGGAAGCUGCUGUCCCAGCCGGCCGCCCAGCACCAGCAGCUGGCCAGCUUCCUGCAGUCUCACCAGCACCUGAGCUGGCUGCACCACAUCCACAUCCACGACUACCGCAGUGCUCACAGGACGCUCUACAACCAGGCCAACAUGGAGACACGAUACUUUGUGAAGAAGAAGACGCUGCUGGCUCUCAGUAAGCUGACGGUGCUGGCAUCCGACCUGCCGGAGGACGAGCUCAACAAACAAGUCGACGACAUCGUGGAGCAGGAGCGCUUCCUGCUGCAUCAGGAGACUCUGCCCCGACAGCUGCUGGAGGAGAAGCAGCAGAACCCCGACACCAUGCCUCUGCUCAGCGCUCACAACCUCAUACAGUUGUACGUCUGUGAUGACAACAGGCGAGCCAACGAGUACGACUUCAAAAAGGCUCUGGAUCUGCUGGAGUACAUCGACGGGGAGGACGCUGUGGACACGGACUCGCUGAAAUGUGAGAUCUUCGGCAAAGCGCUCAGGAGAGACGACUGGUCCUCAGCUGACGGCACUGACGACCCUCUGGAAGCCGCCAAAGACAGCAUCUUCGUCAAGAUCCUCCUCAAGCUCAUACAGGAAGGCGUGCCUCUGCAGACGUACCUGCCUGACGUCAAAGAGCUGCUGGAGCUGGACGAGCUGAGCAGUUUGAAAUCAAAACCCUACUUUGAAUUUGUCCUUCGAGCCAAUUAUGAACAUUACCUGCAAGCCCAGAUGUGACGACCUCUCCCCUUCCCAGUAACGCCGACCGCACUUCAGCUUUCCUUUUGCAUUCUGAUUCAUUUUUUGAUAUUUGUUUGAAUUGUGCUGUUUUUUCUAAAUAAAUGUGUUGUUAUUUCUGUA